This is a messenger RNA of Cololabis saira (Pacific saury), 4287 nucleotides long. RefSeq names its product transcription factor 19 (SC1), like (gene tcf19l). The record is from RefSeq and is a predicted model, not a curated record. Gene Ontology annotation, cellular component: nucleus. Gene Ontology annotation, molecular function: protein binding. Gene Ontology annotation, biological process: regulation of gene expression. The transcript has 6 exons. Bases 698 to 2467 code for a protein of 589 amino acids. Lineage: Eukaryota; Metazoa; Chordata; Actinopteri; Beloniformes; Belonidae.
AGGACUUCCUCCUGGGAGAAAGAAAGAGACGAAUCGGGGACCAGCGGGGGCGAGAUUCCUCUCAAAAGCACCGGUGGCGACAGUGGGGUCGUGGACGAGCGUUUCAGCUUGAUCUCCGGGAGCAAACAAAGCCGUGUCGUUGCUGUCAGACAGCUGAGGCUCCUGUCAGUCCCACCUGUGAUCUGGCUCAAGUCUGUGCUUUUCAUAGGUAUAGGCUCAUUCGACAUCUUUGCAAACUUGAAAUUAUUAAAUGUCAGUUUGAAAAUCACAGUUUUUAGCUGGGUUUCCUGUCACUAUUGUGACGUCUGCAGCUCUUUCUCUUUUUUAAGUCGGGGCAGUGUCACACCUGCCGGCCGUUUCCCAGCUGCUCCGUACGCUGGGCCCCAGCCCGGCUCCAUGGGGGACUUCUCCUCUUUCAUUUGAGGAUCUUAAAGAAGUGAAGGGGCUCAUUAGCACAGCUAAGCACCGUGUAUGGUGCUGUAAACCUCAUUAGUAAUUCAUUUAUGCGGCCAGACACCUGCCCCCCCCUAUGAAUGCAGGAAGCUGUAGCUGACAGCUGCUGUAGUCUGCAGUGACCUCGCUCAGUGCUUUCAGUUUCAUGUUUUUAUCUUGCAGCUUUAUGUCAGCAGAGCAGUUUAAGGUCACUUACUUCCAGUUGAGCCUCUUUUCACUGGAGCAGAGCUGGAUCUGAGAAUGGAUGCCAGGUUCUUGUAGUUCAGGGCCCGUUCUAGAUCAGGUGGGUGCUUCUUCAGCCAUGCUGUCCGGGGCGCAGCCGUGCUUCCAGCUGCUGCGGAUCGGCCUGUCCACGGGGGACUCUGCGCGGGACCUGUACACGUUCAGGCCGGCGCUGAGCCACUCCGUGUUCCGCCUGGGCCGGGCGGCGGAGCUGUGCGACGUCACGCUGGAGUCCAGCUCGGUGUCGCGCAUCCACGCCGAGCUGCACGCCGAGAGGGAGGCGAGCGGAGGGGACGCGGAGCAGCAGGAGGAGGGAUGGAGGGUCCACGUCAAGGACCGGAGCAGUCAUGGCACGUGGGUGAACGACGUGCGCCUGCAGCCGGGCGUCCAGUGGGAGCUGUCGGACGGCGACACGCUGAUCUUCGGCGGCCAGUCAGCUCCAGGGACCCCCGAGUUCUACUUCCUGUUCCAGAAGGUCAAAGUUCGCCCCCUGGACUUCGAUGCCAUCACAGUUCCGAAGGCCGGGACCUUCUCCUCGGACCUGCAGAACCGGAUCAGGACCAACCUGGACCGAAAGAUGGCGGCCAACCUGGACCUGUCCAAGCUGUCCAUCAACCGGGCCACGGUGAUCCUCAACUCCAUCGGCAGCCUGAGCAAGAUGAAGGGCAGCGCCUGGACCUUCAAGCGGAGCCACAGCCACGAGGGCACGGUCUCGGACCCGGGGACCUCGUCCUCGCCGCCCCCUGCCGCCGGCUUCUCCUCCCUCCUCCCUCCUUCCACGCCCCCGUCCUUCUCCUCGGGGUCGUCGCUGCCCCAGACCAAGCCCCCCCCGGCCACGUCCCGCAGCAGGAGGAAGUCGGCGCACACGGUGCUGCUGGAGGACGACAGCUCGGACGAGCCCCGCGCUCGAGGAGCUCCGCCGGGACUGGUGGAGGACGGCCAGAGGGCGAGGCCCAAGAAGCGGCGGAGGCUGUACAAGUCUGAGUCCGAAGGCUUCAGCUCGCUGCCGGCGCCGCCGCUGCAGCCCCGGAGCGGCGUGGACGUGCGCCGGACCCUGGAGGCCAAGCCCUUCCCCGCGGGCAUCAGGACCAUCGGCAGCUUCCACGGCGCCAUGACCAACAGCCGGCUGAACCAGCAGCUGCUGCAGGCGUCCUUCACCAGCCUGGCCGUGCACAAGCCGGAGGGGGAGCCGGCGCGCCGCAUCAAGACGGUGGUGCGCGGCAACCUGGCGGCCUUCCGCCAGCACAAACCCGCCCACGCCGGCCACGGUGCCCACGGCGCCCACGGCGCCCCGGCGGGGCCCCGGGGCCGGCGGAGGCCCAGCGGCUCGCCCGUCUUCUCCCCCCUGGUGGUGGGGGGGGAGAGCUACAGCCUGGUCUCGCCGUCGGCCAGGAUCCGCUCGGAGGAGAGGGGCAGGAUGCCCAUGAACCGCUUCCCUCAUCCAACGAGUAAGCGGCGAGGUCGCCCCAGGAAACACCCCCUCCCCCCGCGGCCGUUCCUGCCCUCCCCGUCCUCCUCGUCCUCCUCCUCCAGCUCCUCGGCGUCCUCCUCCUCCGGCUCGUCCUCCUCGUCCUCGUCCUCAGAAGACGAGGACGACGAGGAGGAGGAGGGCGUGGCGGGCGGGGCGGUGGAGCCGUGCGCGGCGCUGCGCUGCCGCCUGCCCCAGCAGGACACGGUCCAGUGGAUCCAGUGCGACGUGUGCGACGCCUGGUACCACAUCGACUGUCUGCACGUGGACCGCAAGAAGCUGCUGCGGGACCCCAACGCAGACUUCCACUGCGGCUGCCGCUGACCCGGGCCCUGCGGCGCGCUCCGCCCACCGGACCAGUGAGCGGGCUGGACAAUUCACCUUUGAACUUUACUGUCGUCACAUUUUACUCUUCAGAUGAUUAUUAACUGGAGUCAUAAAGAUGGAAAACGGCGUUGGAAGAUGCUGCGACUGUUAAAAAUUGCUCCGCUUGGAUUUCACUGCGCUUUGACAGCUGGGGAAGGUGAGAUCAGAGCGGGAAGAUCCUCCCUCCGUGGUUGCAGUAGCAUCGACGACGAGUUCCCUCCGUCAGACUUGUUUUUGCCUCCAGCUUCACGCUCUUUGCUCCCUGCAGGGAGAACUGAACUCCCCUCCUCUCAGCAACAACCAGACUUCCCCGGGUGUGUGAUGCAUCUGAACGGCAUGAUGAUGAUGUGUCAGCAGCCCGCCGCUGGGAGACGCUCCCGGGACGAUGAUCAUAUGUUUCAAGGCACUUCUGCACAAGCAGCAGCUGGAUAUCUGAUUUAAAAUGUGCGGUUGCAGCCGGUAAAGGUGGAGUCUUCCCCACACGGAUUGCUUGACGUUUAAAUAACAAAAGAAAAGAGUUUGGAGAUGUGAAGCUCCUGCAAAAGCCUCGUCACACUACUGAACUCCUUCCUGGACCUGACUGAGCCUUUCCAGACGUUUUUACCGGCUUGAGUAAGAAACUGGAGCUCCAAGUCCAGACUUCUGAGAUGAGCUCAUCAGGACAGAAUCGGCCUGUUUAUAACGCGUGCGCCACUUUUCUGAGUCUUUAAUCGGCUCUGCCUCAGAGCUUUUCGGGUGAAAGUGUGAAAAAAAGGUUGGGUUUUUUUUUUAUCUGCUUUGCUUUUCUCACCUGAGGCUCAUCUGCAGUUUUGGACUCUAAGAUGGAUAAAGUUGUAGACAAAAAUAUUCUCAAGGGCGAAAAUGUUAAGAAAAAAAAAGAUUAUAUAUAUAUAUUAACUUGUUUAUGCCUGAUCUUGCAGACUGCAACUAUUCAGCUAAAUCAAACUAGAUUUUAUCAGUUUUUGUUCUUCAGCUCGGAGACGCGGGUGCGACGUGGUGUCUCAGCUUCAACAGGACGACGACUCCUCACACAGCCGUCGUGACAUCAAUGUUUUCCAGCAUCCACAAAUGUCUCCAUCACCUCUGCUUUUUCACUUUAUCACGAGGAAACAACGGCUUCAGAAUGAACUGGCCCUGCUGCCGUCACACGUCAUCAGUUAUACAGUAUGUACGUUAACAUGCCGACCUCGUAGUACAAUACGGGUUUUAAGGUUUAUUCUUAUGGAUGUUUAGCAGAGAUUAAACGGGAGUGAAGAAAAUGGGGCUUUUGAGUUCACUCUGUCAAUCUUUGUCGUGAUGUGUAAAAAUUAAAGAAAAAGCAUAUCUACACGUGUCAUUUUGUUGAGUUUAGCACGUCUCUCCUCAUCAUCUGGUCCGGAUGCUGACAGGUGCACGUCUGCAUCCAGCUGGUCGAAAAACCAGUUGAUUUCUUGUAGUUUUUUUUCUUCCAAAGCCAGUGAUGCAUUUUAUUGGCAGAGAAAUGGGCGUAACCCAAAGUAUAAAACACAAGCAGAAAACCAGUUUAAUUCAGGCUGAGAUUCACAAUGAGGCAGGAAGUUUCUCAUGGAUGAUCUGUUCUCACAUGAUGCAACACAGACGUCCUAGUCGGUGCUCAGGACACGUUCCUGAUCGUUGUCUUUUCCCAUGCUGUCAGUAAAAUACAACCUUUCUAGUAAACUUUUUAAAACUUAGCCAGGUCAGCAAGUUUUCCCUCUUUGAUACUCUUUGAAGAGUUGACUUUAAGUGGGAGGGUCUAACGGAUGCAGAAGAAGCUGAUG